CAUUUUUGUUCGCGAGCAGGAUACGUCAAGUUUGACUUAUAAUUGAAAGCAAGGGUAUUUUAAUUUUCCGAGUUCGUGCUGUUACUUUGCUACCGAUUAUAAUUUCUAAGGAACGCAGUAUAAGACGAAAUUAAAUUAAUCAUACACAAUCAAUAUGCGUGAAUUACCAAAGACGCUAAGCAUUACGUUGCCCACGCCAGGUAGUUUAGCAACAUCUGGCGCUCCAUCGUCCGCGGGAAGGCAAGCUAGUCUUGAGGACAUACAUUUAGAUCAGUUUCUUAAGACCUCAAACUAUGAAGACACAGUGAAACAAUUAGAUAUAUAUUAUGGAAUUGUAAAGCGGCAACUACUUCGCUUCCAAAGCCCCAUAACGGGUCUUUUUCCCGUUAUGAGCACCGAUCAUGAGGUGGGCUCUGUACGUGAUAGUGUAUAUUGCGCAGCGGCCGUUUGGAGUUUAUAUCAAGCCUAUCGCCGCAUUGACGAUGAUCGCGGCAAAUCGUAUGAAUUGGGUCAAUCGACGGUGAAAUGUAUGCGCGGCAUUCUGGAGUGCUGGGUAAAGCAGGCUCGUCGUGUGGAAGUUUUUAAACAGCGCCAAUCGAAUCAAUAUGCCUUGCAUAGUAAAUUUCAUUUGCAUACUGGUGAAGAAGUUUACCCGGAUGAUGCCUACAAUCACCUACAAAUCGACUUGGUAUCGCUAUAUAUAAUCUUUCUGGUGCAAAUGAUCACAUCUGGUUUGCAAAUUAUUUAUACACAAGACGAAGUGGCCUUUGUGCAGAAUCUGGUUUAUUAUGUUGAGCGCGCAUAUCGUAUUCCCGACUACGGCAUGUGGGAACGUGGCUCCAAAUACAACAAUGGCACACCAGAAAUACACGCUUCGUCCAUUGGCAUGGCUAAAUCUGCUUUGGAAGCCAUCAACGGUUGUAAUUUAUUUGGUGAAAAGGGCGCCUCAUGGAGUGUGGUUUAUGUUGAUAUUGAUGCGCAUAAUCGUAAUCGCAGCAUAUUCGAAACAAUGCUGCCCAGAGAAUCAAGUUCUAAGGGCGUUGAUUCUUCGCUGUUGCUUACAUUAUCCUUUCCCGCCUUUGCAUCGCACGAAGAGCGUCUAGUGGAGCAAACCAAACACAAUGUUAUCACGCGCUUACGUGGAAAGCGUGGUUUUAAGCGCUUCAGCCGCGAUGGGUUUCUUAGCAAAUUGGAAGAAAAGGAUAGACGUUAUUACCACAUUGGUGAACUUAAAGACUUCGAAGGUCACGAAUGUGAGUGGCCACUAUUUUAUAUAGAAAUGAUCAUUGAUGGCGUUUUCAAGAGCAAUUCAGAACAAAUUGAAGAAUAUCAAAAUGAAUUGCGCAAUUGCCUGCACACUGACGUGAAUGGUGAUCCGGUGGUUACCAUGUAUUAUGCACCAGAUGGUGAGGGAUCCUAUGUACGUGCACCAUCACAAUCGCUCUUUCUUUGGGGCCAGUCGAUGUUUAUUAUAGCACAACUGCUUACUGCUGGUCUUUUGCAUAUCAACGAAUUAGAUCCAAUACGCCGUUAUUUACCCAGCUACAAUCGUCCACGACGCGGUGGUCGCUACUCGGCCUUUCAGGCCAAACCGGGCACUGGCACUGCCACUGAUCUGGUAGUCCAAAUUGUUUUGAUCGCUGAAUCGCAACGUCUGCAGGCGAUGAUGGCAACCUAUGGCAUACAAACACAAACACCGCACGAGGUUGAACCUGUGCAAAUUUGGUCUUCCACCGAACUGAUCAAAGUUUAUCAGCACUUGGGUGUAAAUAGCAAAGUUGGCCUAUCUGGUCGUCCCGGACGCCCAGUGGGGUCAUUGGGCACUAGCAAAGUCUAUCGGAUCUGUGGCAUGACCGUUUUAUGCUACCCACUCAUCUUUGAAGUGUCCGAUUUCUAUUUGUAUCGUGACAUGGCGCUGCUGAUCGAUGAUAUUAAAACGGAACUGCAAUUUGUCGGCAAAUAUUGGCGUCUCUCUGGCCGUCCCACCGUCUGCUUGCUCAUACGCGAAGAGCACAUGCGUGAUCCGCAAUUCAAAGAAAUGCUUGAUUUGUUGGCAAUGCUGAAAAAAGGCUAUUGCGAUGGUAUGAAGGUACGCAUAGGACGUUUGCAGAAUUUGAUAAGUAGCUCAUGCAUUGAACAUCUCGAUUUUAUAAAUCAGAGCAACUUGUCAGACAAUGAAAAUGCUUUUGUGCAGAUCAAUCACGAGUAUAUCGGCUAUCAGUCGCUGACAGAUGUGCCUAAAGCCCAGACAUAUGUUGAACAGAAAAUUUCAUUAGACAAUUUUAAGCAUAAGCCUACCCACGAUAUCAUUGAAACCAUGCGCAGCACCGAGUCCAUUUAUUGCCUCUGCCAAUUGUGGGGAAUUCUACUGAAUCGCGAAGGUCCUAAUUUCGAAGUAAAUGGCCUGAGCGUAAACCAAGCGCUCACACAACUCUAUCAUCGUGCCGGUUCUUUGCGCUAUUGGCGUGCAGUGCGCUACUGUUCCUCUUUAUUACAUCACAUUGUCGAUUCGAUUAGUCCUUUCAUCACCACUGUGUUGGUGAAUGGCAAGGAGUUAACUGUGGGUGUCAUUGGACAAAAAGAGACGAAUUUUGAUAAACCAAUGACACCGGCAGAGAUAAAAAAUGUGAUGUAUACGACAGUGCAGCCGUACAAUGUAAUACAGGCAGUGCUGCAACAGGAAGUGGUAUUGUACUGUGGUCGUCUGAUUGCUACAAAUCCGUCCAUGUUUAGGGGCAUAUUGAAGAUACGAAUUGGUUGGGUAUUGGAAGCCAUGCGCCUCUACCUGCAAAUGUCUGGGCAGGAAUCGAUUGAUUUGGAAAAUCUUUCGCCUUAUCAAGUGCGUAUACUCCUGCAAAAAGUGCUGACUGUAAGCGAAUGGGCAGCUGAUGAAAAGCUCACUACUUUACAACGUCGCCAAUUGGAAGGUUGCCUUUGUCGCGUGCCGAAACAUUUCUACAAUAAGAUUUGGGAAAUUCUACAACGUACACAAGGAAUUACAACGCAAGGACAUAUGCUUCCCGCGGUACCAACAUUAAUAAAUAUGAGUCGUGGUGAAAUCACUUUCUCACUAUUGGUGGAAGAAACGCUAAUGUGCAUAGACUGCCCAGAAAGACGACAAAUUACCGUGGAGCUUUUGUGCAUUAUAGCGACGAUAUUGAAUCGCAAUCCGGAAUUGCAUUUCAAACAAGCGUUGGAUAUCGAUGACAUACUCAGCGAAGCGUUCACUAUGUAUUGCAAGGAUAACAAUAUCGAGUGCAAGAAUGGCAAUGACAUGAGCCGUUUCUAUGCCCUCAUUUAUACCGAAACCACCGGUUAUCUAGCGCGGGCUGCUGUUAAUAAAGUGUUACAAGGUGGAGCUUUGUCCACAUUAGAUGAGAAUGGUUUCUCAAAUGGUGGCGACCAAAUGCAUGACGAAACUUGUCAUGUUUCGUAAAGGCGAACAUGCCGCUGGAUUUUCUCUCGCUUGCCAAAGUUUUUAGUUUUUAAUUUCUAUAAGUAUAAAAUAAUCUGCACACUUAUUCGUAGACCCAUUUAUAUACUCGUAUACAUAUUUACUACAUAUUCGUACUAACUUCAAAACGACAAGAGAAAAAUUCACGCAACCAUAAUUUGCGUAGAGUUUUCCAUUCAAUCAACUUCUUUCAUUUUACAAAUGUCUCGCUCUUCGACUCUCUGUGAACCUGAUGACUUUUUGGCUGUGUUUUUAUGUAUUGUUU
This is a messenger RNA of Anastrepha ludens (Mexican fruit fly), 3719 nucleotides long. RefSeq names its product probable phosphorylase b kinase regulatory subunit beta. Bases 155 to 3436 code for a protein of 1093 amino acids. Gene Ontology annotation, molecular function: calmodulin binding. The transcript has 16 exons. Lineage: Eukaryota; Metazoa; Arthropoda; Insecta; Diptera; Tephritidae. Gene Ontology annotation, cellular component: phosphorylase kinase complex. Gene Ontology annotation, biological process: glycogen metabolic process. The record is from RefSeq and is a predicted model, not a curated record.